CAGUUCACAUACAUCACUAUUCAUUUUAUUUUGGACUUCGAACUCGAAGUUAGAUUCUAUUUUGUUUUUACUAAAACACAUUUAAAUUAAUUAGUAUUUAAAUAUGUCUCGCGUUUUGGUCGGAGUUAAGAGAGUUAUCGACUAUGCCGUCAAGGUCCGUGUGAAGCCAGACAAGUCUGGUGUGGUGACAGAUGGGGUGAAGCACUCCAUGAACCCGUUCGACGAGAUUGCGGUGGAGGAGGCAGUCCGCAUGAAGGAGAAGAAGCUGGCCAGCGAGGUUGUUGCAGUCUCUUGCGGACCCACACAAGCUCAGGAAACCUUAAGGACAGCCCUGGCCAUGGGCGCAGACCGCGCCAUCCACGUGGAGGUGGCCGGUGCUCAGUAUGAGACCCUGCAGCCCCUGCAUGUGGCCAAGAUCCUCGCCAAACUGGCUCAGGAUGAGAAGGCCGACAUUGUCAUAGUUGGAAAACAGGCUAUUGAUGAUGACUCAAAUCAAACUGCCCAAAUGACAGCUGCCUUUUUGGAUUGGCCCCAAGGCACAUUCGCUUCAAAGGUGGAAAAAAGCGACGCCGGGCUGACGGUGACGCGCGAAAUCGACGGCGGUUUGGAGGUGAUUAAAACCAAGCUGCCGGCCGUCAUCAGCGCCGACCUGCGCCUCAACGAGCCCAGAUACGCCACGCUGCCUAACAUCAUGAAAGCCAAAAAGAAGCCCCUCAAGAAACUAACCCCCAAGGAUCUCGGCGUCGACGUGGCGCCCAGGAUCAAGGUGGUGUCGGUGGAAGAUCCCCCGGUGCGCCAGGGCGGCUCCAUCCUCCCCGAUGUGGACACCCUCGUCGCCAAGCUCAAGGAGAGCGGACACGUCUAACCAGUUCUAACGCACCUCAAUCGUAUCAAAUAAUAAGGGCCAGUUGCAUCAACCACAGUUAAGAGACACAUCAACGUCACGCAAGACUAAUUGAAAUUCCCAUACAAAAAAGUUCCAAAAUUUUUACGAACGCUAAAUUCCCAUAAAGACCCUUAGGGCCCAUUUAGACGGUACGAGAACUCGCAUACGAGUUUUAUUACAUUACGGUAUUUGAUGGCUGUGCAAAAUUGUAUGUAAACUCAACAACCCGCAAUGUAACUAAAAUAGCAUGCGAGUUCGCACGUCAUCUAAAUCAGGCCUUAGGCUCGUAGCGCAAGAACAACGCGAUGUGUUUUUGUUUUUCACGCACUGAAUUGAGAGUCGAUUUGAAGUCAUGUUCCGCGCUCGAGUUAUCUGGAUAUCAUAAUUGCAAGACAACAUCGCCUGGCCUUAAUUGAAUGGACCUGGAAACGCAACUGUAACUGUCACACUAAUAUGGAAGAGUGAUAGAGACGCACAGAGUUUUGUCGUAGAGCAAAGCUAUCUUUGCUAGGCCGGUUGAAGUGGGAUUUUGUAGUAUGGUGGAUUGAGGUUGAAAAUGUUGCAUGCAUGUUGUAUAGUGAAUUCGGUUUAUAUCUUUUGUAUUACAAUGUGAAUCAAUUUAGUGUAAAUUGUUAAAUAAAUAUUUUACCAUGUU
This is a messenger RNA of Leguminivora glycinivorella, 1541 nucleotides long. It is a transcript of the gene Etfb, whose product is annotated as electron transfer flavoprotein subunit beta. The record is from RefSeq and is a predicted model, not a curated record. NCBI's taxonomy places the organism in Eukaryota, Metazoa, Arthropoda, Insecta, Lepidoptera, Tortricidae. The transcript is spliced from 6 exons. Bases 104 to 865 code for a protein of 253 amino acids. Gene Ontology annotation, cellular component: cytosol. Gene Ontology annotation, molecular function: electron transfer activity.